AGACAAAGAUGCUUGGAAAGAGAGGCAGAAGAAAUCAGGUUAAGAAUGCAGAGAGAAGCAGAUGAAGCUAAGUUCAAGGCUCAACAAGAAGAAGAAUAUGCAGCUCUGCAGAGAACGCUUGAUGAAAAGAAAAGAAAGGUACAGCUCCUGGAAAGGGUAAUGGAUCUUAAGGCAGCAGAAGCAAGAAUGCAGGUUUAUGACCAAAUAAGUAUAACAGAUGAAUGCAAAGUUGAUGCAACAAAGUUUAAUAGGAAAGGUGAAGAUGUUGAACAUGUAAGGUUCCCAUCUCAGCUUAAACAAGUCUUACCCCAAGCUGCAGCCACCUCAGUAAGUGAUGGUACAUCAGACCUUGUUAAAGCGCUGGCAAGUGCACUAAGUGCUAGUCGUAUCCCUGUUCCUGAACCGGCUGUGUUUUCUGGGGAUCCCUUAAGCUACAGUGACUGGAAACUGUCGUUUCAAACGCUGAUAGAUCAAAAGAACAUCCCAGACACUGAGAAAAUAUUCUACCUUCGGAGAUAUGUGACUGGAAAAGCUAAAAGAGCAGUUGAAGGAUACUUCCUGCUUGGAACAGAAUCUGCAUACGCUGCUGCAUGGAAAGUUCUGGAUGAAAGAUACGGAAAUCCGUUCACAAUUGCAACAGCUUAUAGAGACAAACUGCAUGCGUGGCCCAAGAUUACUUCAAGGGACAGUUUUGCACUAAGAGAUUUUGCAGAUUUCUUGCGCAGUUGUGAGGCUGCAACAGCUCACAUCAAGUCAUUAGAAAUCCUGAAUGACUGCAAUGAGAACAGGAAGAUUCUGUCUAAGCUUCCAGACUGGCUUGCUGCUAGUUGGAACCGAAAGGUUAUUGAAAUCGAGGAACAAACACAUCAGUUUCCCACUUUCAGCCAGUUUGUUGACUUUUUAACCAGAGAAGCCAAGAUUGCUUGCAAUCCUGUUACAUCAUUGCAGUCACUAAAACAGUGUGAGCCUAACAUAUCAGACAAACCGAAACUCACAAACCAGCGACAACUAGGAGCUAAGACACUGACAACAACUUCACAAGAAAAGAUACAGCUAACAUGUGUAUUCUGUAAGAAACCCAAGCACAGUUUGCACAAAUGCAGAAGUUUUCUGGACAAAGCUGUGCCAGACAGAGUCAACUUCAUUAAAUCAGAAAAGCUUUGUUUUGGUUGUCUCAAACCAGGUCACCAUUCAAAGAACUGUACCAACCGCAAUGUUUGUGAAAAGUGCAGUAAAAGACAUCCUACCUGUCUUCAUGAAGACAGAGUUAAAGACAAAGAAGAACAAAGACAAGCACCAAAUAAGCCAGAGUCAAAUAAUGAAAGAUCAAGACAAAGCGACCAAGCUCAAGAGCAAGUUACAGCCACAGCUAUGACUAACCAAGUAACGGGUCAAGAAAAUACCACACAGACAGCCGCAAUCAUUCCCGUUUGGCUUUCAUCUGCUACUAAACCCCAAGAAGUCCUCGUAUAUGCGAUGCUAGACUCACAGAGUGAUACAACUUUUGUUCUCAGUGAAGUUGCAGAUUUGCUAGAGACAAACCAAGAACCUGUUAAACUAGAGCUGUCUACUAUGUCUUCCCAGACUACAGUUGUUCGAUCUCACAGACUUCAGAAUCUCCAAGUUCGUGGCUUUAACUCAAGCAAAAUAAUCACUUUACCCCCUACAUAUACAAGAGAGUUUAUUCCAGCCAACAAAGCUCACAUCCCAACUAAUGAGACAGCCAAUGCUUGGCCACAUCUUCAACAUCUUCAACUAGAAAUCGCACCUUUGCAAGACUGUGAGGUAGGAUUGUUGAUUGGAUACAAUUGUUCACAAGCUCUCCUCCCAAGAGAGAUUGUGUCAGGUAAAGAUGAUGAGCCGUAUGCUCAGCGCACUGAUCUUGGUUGGAGUAUAGUUGGACAAACCAAUCCCUGCUUAAACUAUGGAGACGCAAUUGGAAUCAGCCAUCGCAUCAUUGUUAAGAAGGUCAUCCCAGAGCUUGAGUCCUCUCAAAAGCUUCAAAACAAAGUCUAUUAUGUCAACAGAACAACGGUGAAAGACGUCACUCCUUCAGACAUUAUCAAAGCACUCGAAGGAGAUUUUUCUGAACGGGCUAUUGAUAACAACCCUGUGUCGCAAGAAGAUUUACUGUUUAUCAAAAAGCUUAGUGAGAACAUCAAACAAAACGAAAGCGGCCACUACGAGAUGCCAUUACCAUUUCGUAACCAAAGACCCACAUUACCAGACAAUAAAAUAUGUGCAAUGCAUCGCCUAAAGUGUCUGGAAAAAAGAUUAAAGAAGGACAAAUCAUACUACAAUGACUAUGCUAACUUUAUGGAUGACAUAAUCUCAAGAGGAGAUGCAGAAAGGGUUCCAGACCAGGAGUUGAAUAACCAUCCUGCAUGGUAUAUCCCACAUCAUGGGGUCUAUCACCCACACAAACCUGGAAAGAUCAGAGUAGUGUUUGAUGCCUCUGCAAAGUACCAAGACACUUCUCUCAACGACCAUCUCCUAACUGGCCCUGACUUGACGAACACAUUGGUGGGCGUUCUUUGUCGUUUUCGCAGAAGCUCUAUUGCAUUCAUGUGCGAUAUAGAGCGAAUGUUCCAUCAAUUUCAUGUCUCAAAAGAGGAUCAGGACUAUUUAAGGUUCCUUUGGUGGGAGAAAGGAAAUUUGGAAGCAACACCAUCCGUUUACCGUAUGAAGGUCCAUCUCUUUGGAGCAGCGUCUUCUCCAGGCUGUGCCAAUUUUGGCCUAAAACACCUAGCAGCCCAAGGACAUGGCCAAUUUAAAGAAAACACCAUACAUUUCAUACAAAGAAACUUUUACGUUGACGACGGCUUGGCAAGCGUUCCAACUGAAAAUGAAGCCAUUCAACUCAUCAAAGACUCAAGAGAGUUAUGCUCCAAAGGGAAGUUAAGACUCCACAAAUUUGUGUCCAAUAGUGAGAGAGUUAUGUCCACUAUUCCAAAGGAAGAGUGUGCUACAGUUAGGGACCUUGAUAUGUCUCUCGGUUUACCACACAUUGAAAGAGUACUCGGAGUUGAAUGGAGCAUCACUUCAGACGCUUUCAAGUUCAGAGUCCAAGCCAAGUCCAACCCGCUUACCAGAAGAGGUGUACUGUCUACCGUUGCCUCUAUUUACGAUCCGCUGGGUUUUAUAGCCCCAUUUGUACUCUUAGGCAAGCAAAUCCUCCAGCAAAUGUGCAAGGAUAAAGUCGAGUGGGACCAAGAGCUUCCAGAUUACUUAAAACCUCAGUGGGAAUCCUGGAUUAAAGAUAUUCCAAGCUUAGCCAACAUGGAGAUUCCAAGAUGUUUCAUCCCUGCAGAGUUUGGCCAGGUUAAAAGCUUCGAACUUCAUCACUUCGCAGAUGCCAGUGUCAAUGGAUAUGGUGCAUGUACUUACCUGCGAAUCAUUAACAAAUCAGAUGAAGUCCAUUGUUGCUUAGUGAUGGCAAAAUCAAGAGUCACACCCACUGCUGUCAUGACCAUCCCUCGACUCGAACUCUCAGCUGCAGUUGUUGCAGUUAGAGUCAGUGAUCUACUCAGGGCAGAGCUGGAAAUCCCAGACAUUACAGAGUUUUUCUGGACAGAUUCCACUGUUGUUCUCGGAUACAUAAAUAAUGAUGCCAAAAGGUUUCAAGUGUUCGUAGCUAAUCGCAUUCAAAGGAUCAAGUCAAGCACAAGGCCAGAACAAUGGGCGUACAUCCCAUCAGAGCAAAACCCUGCAGACUACGCUUCUCGAGGCUUAACUGCAGAACAAUUGAAGUACUCCAAUUGGUUUAAGGGACCAGCAUUUCUCUGGGAGAGGAACAUUCCUGCUAGAGAUAUGAAGGUGGGAGAGGUCAAGGAAAAUGACCCAGAACUUCGCAAAGCUUUUGUGUGUACCACCAACGCAAAAGAAGAGCAGACCAUUCUCAACAAAUUUGAAAAGUUCUCAGAAUGGUCCCGAUUGAUAAGAGCACUUGCAACCCUGAGAAGAAAGGUUAAGGAAUGCAAGGGAGACAAACAAAGGACAAAAGAAAGUACAAGUUUGGAAGAGAGAAAAGAAACAGAACUGUUUGUCAUCAAACUUGUUCAAGAGAAAGCUUUUGCAGAAGAGAUAAAGAGUCUAAAAUCAAAUAAACCAGUUUCCAAGACCAAAAACCAUCAUCUUUAUAAACUAAGUCCAUUUCUGGACGAAGACGGAGUCCUUAGAGUUGGUGGACGUUUGAGUCAAGCUGUGCUGCACUCACAUGUAAAGCAUCCAGCCAUACUUCCCAAGGACAGUCAUGUUUCAACUUUGCUCAUCAGACAUUUCCACUCGAAGGUUCAGCAUCAAGGUCGUGGAAUGACUCUGAAUGAGCUGCGUGCCAACGGUUGGUGGAUUCUAGGAAAUAGCCGUGCAGUCUCAUCAUACAUCUUCAACUGUGUCAAAUGUCGCAAAUACAGAAGGAGGACAGAGACUCAAAGUAUGGGAGAUUUGCCAGCUGAUCGAACUGAGCCUACACCACCUUUCACUUAUGUCGGAAUGGAUUGUUUUGGACCAAUAUAUGUCAAGGACGGCCGUAAGGAGCUCAAAAGAUAUGGACUGAUACUAACUUGCUUAUGUUCACGAGCCAUUCAUAUUGAAGUUGUAGAUGACCUGAGUACAGACGCAUUCCUGAAUGCGAUACGUGCGUUUAUCGCAAUAAGAGGGAAUGUGCGCCAGCUAAGAUGUGACAGAGGCACCAAUUUCGUUGGUGCUCAGAGAGAGCUUGCUGAUCUCAUGAAAGACAUGAAUCAGGAGAAAGUGAAAGCACUUGGAUGUGAGUUUCUUAUGAAUCCCCCUUCAGCAAGCCAUAUGGGUGGAGUAUGGGAGAGACAGAUAAGAACCAUCCGUAGUGUUCUUUCAGCCAUCCUUGACCAGUCAGCCAAGAGACUUGACAGUACAUCUUUGAGAACCCUUUUGUAUGAGGUUAUGGCGAUUAUCAACAGUAGGCCACUCACCAUCGAGCAUUUGAGUGAUCCAACAGGCCCUGAACCAUUAACACCUAACCAUAUUCUCACGAUGAAGUCGACCAUUAUCCAACCUCCACCAGGAGAUUUCAUGAAAGAAGAUUUGUAUCUUCAAAAAAGAUGGAGAAGAGUGCAAUAUUUGGCCAACGAGUUUUGGAUCCGUUGGAGGAAAGAAUAUUUGCUCAACUUGCAACCAAGACAAAAGUGGAAUGCACACAGAAGGGAUCUUAAGAUUAAUGAUAUAGUGCUUCUGCAAGAAGACGCGGCACCACGCAAUGAAUGGAAGCUGGCCAAAGUCACAGAUGUCUAUCCUGGAACCGAUGACAAAGUGAGAAAGGUUAGACUUUUGGUUAGUGAAAAGACUUAUGACAAACACGGUAAACAUGUGACUAAAACACUUUCAUUAGAACGCCCUAUACAUAAGGUUAUUGUUUUGCUAGAAGCAGACUAAGGAUUUUGUUUUUGUUCAUGCUGAGUGUUCUGAAUGUAAAAAAUCCCACAUGAGGAAUUGUGAGAUUGGUGGGAGUGUUGCUGCCACUUUUUCAUUUAUGCCUGUUUUGUGUGUAUUUCAUUGCUGUUGUUAAUAUACGCCACCAGGGGGUGCAUGGAGGGGCUUUGUAUGCAGAUUAGAGAUUAGUUUUCUAAGAAGAAGCGAUUUCCAGAGAGAGCUGAUGCAUGUGUCGGUCACAGGUCGGUCACAAAGUUUAAGUAAAGCAAGAAAGAAGAAACCCAAGAAUAAUUCCACUCUAUUCUGGUACUCAGCCAACGAGUUUUCACGGUGUGGUUUAUGAGUCUGAACAAGCAAGAUUCAAUAAAUCCAUCUGUAGAGAAAGCCACUUGUGCCUGUCGUACCUGGGGGAAUUACAGAGG
Cyprinodon tularosa is the source of this 5828-nucleotide messenger RNA. RefSeq lists its product as uncharacterized. Lineage: Eukaryota; Metazoa; Chordata; Actinopteri; Cyprinodontiformes; Cyprinodontidae. Gene Ontology annotation, biological process: DNA integration. Gene Ontology annotation, molecular function: zinc ion binding; nucleic acid binding. The record is from RefSeq and is a predicted model, not a curated record. The coding region runs from base 46 to 5409 and encodes 1787 amino acids. The transcript has 2 exons.